Messenger RNA from Mus musculus (house mouse), 257 nucleotides. Its product is annotated as predicted gene, 36627. The coding region runs from base 12 to 257 and encodes 81 amino acids. The transcript has a single exon. The record is from RefSeq and is a predicted model, not a curated record. Lineage: Eukaryota; Metazoa; Chordata; Mammalia; Rodentia; Muridae.
UGCCUGCAGUAAUGGGACGAAGGAAGUCCAAGCGAAAGCCGCCCCCCAAGAAGAUGACAGGCACCCUGGAGACCGAGUUCACCUGCCCUUUCUGCAACCAUGACAAGUCUUGUGAAGUGAAAAUGGACCGUGGUCGAAAGACUGGAAUCAUCUCCUGUACGGUGUGCCUAGAGGAAUUCCAGACCCUCAUCACACACCUGUCAGAACCAGUGGAUGUGUACAGCAAAUGGAUAGAUGCCUGUGAGGCAGCCAAUUAG